Messenger RNA from Ictidomys tridecemlineatus (thirteen-lined ground squirrel), 3531 nucleotides. RefSeq names its product high mobility group box 3 (gene Hmgb3). The record is from RefSeq and is a predicted model, not a curated record. Gene Ontology annotation, cellular component: nucleus. NCBI's taxonomy places the organism in Eukaryota, Metazoa, Chordata, Mammalia, Rodentia, Sciuridae. Gene Ontology annotation, molecular function: DNA binding.
GGCUCUCGUGGAGGCAGCUAGCGCGAGGCUGGGGAGCGCUGAGCCGCGCGUCGUGCCCUGCGCUGCCCAGACUAGCGAACAAUACAGGUACGUUUCGCACUGCCCGCGCCCGCCACCGCCACCGCCACCGCCGCCGCCGCAGCAGCAGCAGCUCCCGCACAACUUUACGGCCCGCUCCACCGCGAGCGCGCCUGCCACCGCUUACCCCUGCCUCUCCUUCUGCGCCCUUCCCGCCCCUUCGCCUUCCCUCUUGCUAGGUGGCCGGGAAGGAAGACGCGAUUCAGUCAAAAUGGCUAAAGGUGAUCCCAAGAAACCAAAGGGCAAGAUGUCUGCUUAUGCCUUCUUUGUGCAGACUUGCAGAGAAGAACAUAAGAAGAAAAAUCCAGAAGUCCCUGUCAAUUUUGCAGAAUUUUCCAAGAAGUGCUCUGAGAGGUGGAAGACAAUGUCUGGGAAAGAGAAAUCUAAAUUUGAUGAAAUGGCAAAGGCAGAUAAAGUACGCUAUGAUCGGGAAAUGAAGGACUAUGGACCAGCUAAGGGAGGCAAGAAGAAAAAGGAUCCUAAUGCCCCCAAAAGACCACCGUCUGGAUUCUUCUUGUUCUGUUCAGAAUUCCGCCCCAAGAUCAAGUCCACAAAUCCUGGUAUCUCCAUUGGAGAUGUGGCAAAAAAGCUGGGUGAGAUGUGGAAUAACUUAAGUGACAGUGAAAAGCAGCCAUACAUCACGAAGGCUGCAAAGCUGAAGGAGAAAUAUGAGAAGGAUGUUGCUGACUAUAAGUCUAAAGGAAAGUUUGAUGGCACAAAGGGUCCUGCUAAAGUUGCCCGGAAAAAAGUGGAAGAGGAAGACGAAGAAGAGGAGGAGGAAGAAGAGGAGGAGGAGGAGGAGGAGGAUGAAUAAAAAACUGUUUAUCCGUCUUCUUGUGAAUACCUUAGAGUAGGGGAGCGCCAUGAUUGAUACAUCUUAUUUGAGAUGUGUCUGUUACUCUCAUUGGGUUUAAUUUCAGAAUUUGAUCACUAUCAUAUUGUUGUCUCUCAAAAUGCUCCAGAAAUUGUCAGUGGUUUACAUGAAGUGGCCCUGGGUGUCCAGAGCACCCUAAAACUGUAUCAAAGUUGUACAUAUUUCCAAACAUUUUUAAAAUGAAAAGGCACUCUCGUGUUCUCCUCACUCUGUGCACUUUGCUGUUGGUGUGACAAGGCAUUUGAAGAUGUUUCUGGCAUUUUUUUUUUUAAAUUUGUACGGUGGUGUUAACUAUAUGGUUAUUGGCUAGAAAUCCUCAGUUAUCAACUGUACAUAUCUAUAGUCUGUAAAAAGAACAAAACAACCGAGACAAACUCUUGAUGCUCCUUGCUUGGCGUUGAGGCUGUGGGGGGAAGAUGCCUUUUGGAGGGGCCGUAGCUCAGGGCGUGCACUGUGAGGCUGGACCUGUUGACACUGCGGUGGGCAUCCAUUUAGCUUCAGGUUGUCUUUGUUUUUGUAUAUAGUGAUAUAGCAUUCUGCUGCCUUUCUUAGUUGUGGAAAAAGGGGGGUCAGCUGGCAUGAAAAGUGUUUGAAUUUUUUUUUAGUUAAGUACGGUAGAUUUUAAACUUUGAUUUCAAACAAACUGUAGAACUCUUCAUUGUCAGCAAAGAGCUACUGCAUCAAUGAAAGUUCAAGAACCUUCUGUAAUUAAAUGCAAUUUGCAACGUUAUGUUAUUUUUUGUAUGUUUAGAAUGCUGAAAUGUUUUUGAAGUUAAAUAAACAGUAUUACAUUUUUAAAACUGUUCCUCCCUAUAAAUCUGGUAACUUCUACUUUACUCACAUGGUCAGCUUAGGACUGAGAUGAAGGAGGGGGCUACUUGAAGUUACUGCAUGAUUUGUUGUAUCUGAAUGGCAUUAAGAGGAAGUGUAGACCAGUGAAUAUAGUGACAUAGGCAAGGGCCAGCAGCCUUCAGUAGUGUUCAGGAAGGCAGGCAGGUGGGAUGGGGGCCAGGUAACUCCAGAUUUUACUUUUUACCUUCGGCUCUACAUCUCCUUUUGGUGUCAAAUGCAUUGCUAAACAGUAAGAAUGUCUUCCAGAGUGUAUAGGGUGUAAAACUUAAGCAUACCUUAUUUAUUCUCACUCCUCUCUGACUCCUGCACAUGUAAUGGGAUGCAGAGUUAUUUCUUGUGCUCAACAUUUGAGGAGGCCUUAAAUUGCUGCUUGUCUCCUAGACCCCAGUGAGGGGGGAUGGGGUGGGGUAGGGGACAUUAUCCGUAUUUUGGCCCUCAUUCAAAAAAUCAGACAUUCCAAGAAAGUUAUUCAAGUUCCAUCUUGGGUCACUUCAGCAGGCCGAUAGGAUCAACAUUUCUAAGCAGUAAAUGUAUCAUGAAAUAGAGUGGCCUACCUGUGAUUUGAACUUAUUCACCAGAAAUGUAGAUUGUUGUUCAAUGUUCUUAAACUAAAGAAGCUUGGUUUGUGUUUCAGUGGUUGUAUUAGUAAAUGGUGUUAACAUUUUGCCCAGGUUAGGAAUGGGGGUGGUUGCUACAGUGGCAAAUGGUGAUACUAAAUAUCAGUGGAUGGCUUAUCUGUACUUCACUGAAGUAACAAAUGAUAAUACUGUUGUGGGUGAGUGUCAGCAUUGCCUAGCACUAACACUUGGAUAUAGAAAUUUUUUUCUUUUUUUUUUUUUGUGUGUGUAUGGUAUUUUACAAGAAAGCUUUUUCUUAAAAGUUCACUCUUCGAAACCUUGCUUGUCUAAGGAGCUGUCUUUACUGUGUCAGGUCCUAGAUGAGUGCAAGUCAUGGUCACAGCCUGAUCUUCAUUCAUAAACAUUCCCUCUCCAUCAGAACUGUUUGUCCUAAAUAUGUUUUUUUAAAUUCUUCCACUAAUUUAAAAACCCUUGGUCAUUAGUUUUGCCCAGAGGCACUUGUUCCAGGAUUGUUCAUCCUGCUUUAGCCAUGCCCUUGUCACUUGGCAUUCUAAACUGAAACUGCUACUACUGCACAAUGCACAAUGUACAGGCCAACCUCAUCAGAUAUGGAAGAGAUGCUCAACCAGUAAUCCCAAGGAAGUAGUUUUCUAACUAUGGGUGGGGGUGGAUUUUAUGCUCCCUCAGUAGCCAGAUAGAAGUGGGGGGUAGGUAUUUAGCUAAAUGAUGUUUGAUUAAGCAGACUUGGUUAUAGAGACUCCAGUAGCUUGUUACAAGACCAUUACUCUUAAGGUUUAUACACUGCCACUAGAUGUCCCAGUGGAAUGUUCUCUAGCUUCUCUGAGAUGCUUUAAGUGGCAUGAUGUUACCACAAAAGGUUAGGCUUAGCUUGAUUUCUGGACCAAUCCUCUUGCAAUGCCAAUCUGUUAUUAAGUCAAAAGGACAGUAUUUUUUCUCUUAAACACUCUCUUCCAACCCCCUUACCCUGUUCUUGAGUAAUGUUUUAUCUUUUGGAAAGAACAAGGCUGUAAUGUAGCAACUAUUGUCUGUGUCUCCCUUGUGUCUGUUUUUGUCACAAAUGUACUUGGGGACGUUGGAUGCAUUCAUUUUCUGUAAUAAAGUUUCUUAAUCAGUCUUCCCAAAAAGUAA